Papaver somniferum (opium poppy) is the source of this 1783-nucleotide messenger RNA. Its product is annotated as glycosyltransferase family 92 protein At1g27200-like. The record is from RefSeq and is a predicted model, not a curated record. The transcript has a single exon. Lineage: Eukaryota; Viridiplantae; Streptophyta; Magnoliopsida; Ranunculales; Papaveraceae. Bases 56 to 1756 code for a protein of 566 amino acids.
CAUUCAUCACAUCACCCCUCUGUUUCUCUGCUUCUCUGUAUUUCGUUUCGAAAAGAUGUUUAGAAAAGUCAGACUAUGUUUUCUCUGUAUUUGCUCCAUUAUUAUAUGCGUAUUGAUCCUUUUUUCUAUCGAUCAAUAUUCUCGAGCAAAUUUCAAUCAAGAACUCAUACGUAAUCUGCAAAACACAAUUUCAAUUACUCAGGAGCCUUCCAGUAGUGAACGGAAGGAUGCUGCUGAAGUUUUUCCAGAACAGCGAAAUCGAGUCCAUGAUUCGGUGAUCAUACCUGAUUUUGAAGUUUUGGUUUUGGUUUCACCUGAUCAUAACCAAUUUUCAUCAUUAGAUUUUUAUGAUAAUAUUUAUUGUUUGUUCCAAAAUAAUUCGACUUCCCCAGCUAAAUCCACAGGAGUUUUACCUUCUUCUGGAGCUAAGAUAUUCAAGUGUAUUAUCCCGGAGAACUUACGUGAUUUGAAAUCAAUUCACCCGCCAAUUCUUACGACAUCACCAGAAGAUUAUUAUUAUUUAUCAUCAGACGAGUCAUUGAAGAAGAAGGUAUUUUCAUGGAAUAUUUCUGUGUGCUAUGAUUCUUUCUCUACCGAUGAAGACGUAAUUCUAUUCGUUAAAGGAGUUAACAAGAAUCAUGUAGCAAUUAACAAAACUCCGUCGGAGUUUAAAUGCUUAUUCAGUAGCGGUGUUAAUAGUAGUAACACUGCCAUAACAUCUGUUACAAGUUCUUCGCAGGAGGUAUUUCGUUGUUUGCACCCAACCGAGACAGAAAUUCUUGGUUUAGGAGAUGAGAAGAUCAGAGUUUCCCUCCAAGUAAAAGACUGGGUUGUUCCAUCCAUCGCAUAUUACACACCUCCUGCACGUAAUUUAAUGCGUCCAGAAAAGAAACUAUUAUGUGCGUCUACUAUGGUGUACAAUGUGAGUAAGUUUUUGAGAGAAUGGGUUAUUUAUCAUUCAAAACUAGGAAUUGACAAGUUUAUAUUUUAUGAUAAUGAUAGUGAAGAUGGUUUGCAAAAUGUUGUUGACGGACUCGGAGGAGAUUAUAAUGUUGAUAUUGAGGUAAUAUUUUGGCCUUGGCCUAAGACACAAGAAGCUGGUUUCUCACAUUCCGCUAUACGUUCUCGAGAUUCUUGUACAUGGAUGAUGUACACUGAUAUUGAUGAGUAUGUAUUUUCCCCAAAAUGGGUAGAUACAUUAGAACCAUCAGCUGAUAUGUUGACAUCUUUAUUGCCGAGUAAUAUCUCUUCAUUGCCGUUUCAGAAAAUUGGUCAAGUAGAGAUUUUUUGUUAUGAAUUUGGUCCGUCUAAUCAGAAAGUACACCCGGUUGAGGGAGUUACUCAAGGAUACACAUGUAGAAGACGGAUAUUGAACAGGCAUAAAUCGAUUGUAUUACUAGAUGCGAUUGAUACAUCUUUGUAUAAUGUGAUACACCAUUUUGAGUUAAAAGAUGGGUUUCAUGGGAGAAAAAUGUCAUCUAGAGAUGCGGUGGUUAAUCAUUACAAGUAUCAAGCGUGGUCAGAAUUUCAAGCAAAGUUUAAAAGAAGAGUGUCCGCUUACGUUGCAGAUUGGACAGACCCGGUGAACCCAAUGUCCAAGGAUCGGACCCCAGGUUUAGGAUUCGAACCAGUUGAGCCAAAAGAUUGGGGUACACGGUUCUGCGAGGUCGAAGAUACGGGCCUGAAAAUGCUCACUCAAAAAUGGUUUGGGCUGGUUUCUUCCGAGGGGCAUAAAAUGGUUUGGCAAGAUGCCUAAGGUGUACAUACAUACAUACAUGUUAAU